AGCGCUCCGCCAUCCUCCUGCUCUCCUCCUUCUCCAGCGCCGGCUCGGCCCCGGGCCCUGCCGCCCCUCUCCCGCUCCGAGCCCGGGCCACAGGGACCUCUGUGUGCCUGUGUCCCUGCACUUGUGUGGCUGUUCACUGAAAUCACAGACUCUGUAUACAGAGAUCCUUAACAGGAUUUGGAAUUGGAGGAAAUUCUAACAGCAACAUGUCAGAAUUCCACUGUAACUUGGUAAAUAAAAAGAAGACACAAUAAUUCCCUGUGUUCUGAGUUCCAGAAUCAGUGAUGUGCCCAUGUAUUCCUUUCUGCUCUCUCCCAGGGAAGAUGAUCCCCAGCCAGCGUUCCUGAGCCACGAGGAUGGGGCCAGAUGUUCCCCUGCUCAAUGACUACAAACAGGAGUUCUUCUUGAAGCGCUUCCCUCAGACUGUGCUGGGAGGUCCCCGGCUCAAAUUGGGCUACUGUGCCCCUCCUUACAUCUAUGUGAACCAGAUCAUCCUUUUCCUGACACCAUGGCUUUGGGGAGGAGUGGGAACACUCCUGUACCAGUUGGGAGUGCUGAGGGACUUCUGCACCGCAGCGCUGUCGGGAGGACUCAUGUUUGUUACUGCACUUGCUCUUCAGAUGACAAACCUCUAUGCCAAGCAAAAAACAGUGACAGUAGAAAGAAUGCAAAUCCAGAAUACCCUGACAGAUGAAGAUGACUUUGAAUUUUCCAGCUGUGUAGGUUCAGAGACAGUAAAAUUUAUUAUUCCUGGCAAGAAGUACAUAAUCAACACUGUAUUCCAUUCCCUUCUGGCAGGGGUAUUGUGUGGGCUGGGAACUUGGUAUUUGCUGCCAAACAGAAUAACCUUGUUAUAUAGCAACUUUGGAGGAACUGUUGUGAUCUUUGUGUUUGGAUGGGUGACCAUAUGUAUUGGAGAGUAUUCAUUAAUCAUAAACACAGCCACCGAAACAGCCACUUUCCAAGCACUGGAUACUUAUGAAAUCACUGCUCUGAUGAGACCUUUCUACAUUUUUGUCUUUAUUGCAGUGGAUCUUGCACACAGGUUUGCUGUCAACACACCCAUUCUAGAACAGACAAACCAGAUUUUGCACAUCCUGUUUCUUUUUCUGCCAUUCUUGUGGGCAAUGGGAAUUCUGCCCCCGCUUGAUGCACUUUUUCUCUGGGGAAUGGAACAACUGUUGGAGUUUGGACUAGGAGGUUCACCUAUGUCAAGUAACACAAAGUUGUUAGUAAUGUUUCUCAUUUCUGCUGGAACAGCAAUAGCAUCGUAUUUCAUUCCCAGCCCCCUCGGUGUGAUCCUCUUCAUGACUGGAUUUGGGUUCAUACUGAGUCUUAACCUAAGUGAGAUUUGGUUUGCCUUCAAACACACCAUGAUCAGCCAUUUAGCCUCCAGCAAAUCUAAAAAUACACACAGAGGUCUUAGAAUGCAAUUUGGGUGGAGGGAAUUUAUUUUCUACGCGACUGUGUUGACAUUUGCUCUCACAGAAGCGAGCCUGCUGCAUCAAUUUGCAGGCUCCUCAUCAUUUUCCCAGGCCAGCCCCCAGGCCAUAGCAAGUUACAUUCUGAUCCUACUGCUUGUAAUGAUGUGGAUUCUUAGAGAGAUUCAGAGAGUGUACUUGUUUGGAGUCUUCCGAAACCCCUUUUACCCAAAGGAUGUCAGGACUGUGGCUGUGUUCAUGGAGAAGCAAAGAAGGCUAAUGAAAGUUGGUGUUGUCAGGAGGAUUUUACUAACACUAGUGUCUCCAUUUGCUAUGAUAGCAUUCCUGUCACUUGACCAUUCUCUACAAAACCUGCAUUCUGUGUCUGUUUCCAUUGGAUUCACAAGGAUAUUUAGGAUGGUCUGGCAGAAUACAGAAAAUGCCUUACUAGACAUGGUGGUUGUGUCAGCAGCACAAAUGUUGGUGUUUAAUCCAGACCUCUGGUGGAACAGGAGCCUUGAUACAGGAAUCAAACUCUUGCUGGUGGGUCUCCUGCGGGAUCGGCUCUUCCAGUUCCUCUCCAAGCUGCACUUUGCCGUCGCCAUCCUCCUGACCUCGUGGACGGAGAAGAAGCAGCGCCGCAGAUCCAGCGCCGCCCUGAUCGCGCUCAACCUCGCCUUCUUCCCCGUGCUGCUGGCGCUGGUGGCCGUGUCGGCGCUGCUCUCCUCGCCCCUGCUGCCCCUCUUCACGCUGCCCGUGUUCCUGGUGGGAUUCCCGCGGCCGCUGCGCAGCUGGCCGGGCCCCGCGGGCGGCACCGCCUGCGUCUGCUCCGACACCGUCUACUACCGGCAGCUGGUGCCCGGGCUGGCCGCGGCGCUGCAGGGCGCGCUGGCCGCCGGCGGGCUGGGUCUCUCUCUGCCUGGGUCACAUUACUUGUGCCGCUUUCAGGACAGGCUGAUGUGGAUCUUGGUGCUGGAAAAAGGCUUCACAUACUGUGGUGUUAACAUUAAGGGGCUAGAACUGCAGGAAACAUCCUGCCAUGCUGCUGAAGCUCACAGGGUGGAUGAAAUUUUUGAAAUGGCCUUUGAACAUCAGGAGCACACAAGGAUUCUGUCUCCCAAUCCCCAUUUUGGACACAUCCUGACUCCCUGUACUGUUGUUCCUGUGCGCCUGUAUUCUGAUGCCAGGAAUGUUUUAUCUGGAAUAAUUGAUUCCCAUGAGAAUUUGAAGCACCUGAAAGAUGAUUUUGUUAAAGUGCUUGUAUGGAUGCUUGUCCAGUAUUGUUAUAAAAAAUCAAAGACGUGGGAAAGCCCAGGCAGUGCCAACAAGAACAAACAAGGAUCAUUUCCAGAAAAUCAGCAUGGUGGUGCAGUGAAAGGAUCCAGAGCUCUGAGGGAAGAAGACAGCUUUAGUGUUGAUACAGUGGAGGACUGGACUGAUGAUAGUGACAUUUUUGAUUUUGAACUCAGUAACAGAACAAGAGACAGAAAAGAACCUGGGCAGUUGGGACUGACACCAAAAGUGCACCUGUCUAUUCCAGGGUCUAUAGAAACACAGAGCCAAGAUUUCCUACCAGAAAUGUCACCAGAAGAUAAAUUAAACAGGGCUGUGGUGCUUGGGCUGCCUGCUGUGGACAAAGGGAAACAGCCAGAAGUUUUACCUCGUGUAGAAUUUAGUUGCUCUUACUCAGAGCUGCUGAGCAUCCCUGAAGAAUGGAGAACAGCACCAGUACCUUCUUCCAAAGUCAGUGAGAUGAGGCAGAGGUUUCCAGAGGAAUGGUACCACUUUGUUUUGAGCCAGCUGGACUUUUUUCAUCUGAAAGAGAAGCCUUCCAGUUUACUCACAGACCUCAUGAAAGACAAAGCUUUGAAAGACCUGUACAUCCAAGGGGUGCUGUCGUGUUGCUUUGGUCUGUUUGGGCUGGACAACGCCGUGCCUGCCCCUCGCCACGUGUUCAGGGCAUACACUGGUGGCAUUCCCUGGUCUGCUGGCCUGGACUGGCUAACAGGCAAACCAGAGCUCUUCCAGUUGGCAUUAAAAGCAUUUAGGUACACCUUUAAACUUAUGCUGGACAAAGCCAGCCUGGGCCCAGUGGAGAACUUCAAAGAGCUGGUGACUUACCUGGAGGAAUACGAAAGCGAUUGGUACAUUGGGCUGGUGUCAGACCUGGAGUGGCAGCAAGCAGUUCUGCAGGAGAAGCCAUACCUGUUCUCACUGGGGCAUGACCCAAGCAUGGGAAUUUACACGGGGCGGGUGCUCACUCUGCAGGAGCUGCUGGUCCAGGUGGGAAAGCUGAAUGCUGAAGCUGUGCGAGGCCAGUGGGCCAACCUGUCCUGGGAGCUGCUCUACGCCACCAACGACGACGAGGAGCGCUACAGUAUCCAGGCACACCCGGCCCUGCUGCGCAACCUGACCGUGCAGGCGGCCGACCCGCCCCUGGGCUACCCCGUGUACUCCUCGCAGCUCCUGCAGCUGCCUCUCUUCUAGCCUGUCCUUCCUUCAGCCAUGGCUGCUCCUGCUUUGUCUUUUCCCCUGCACGUUGGGAUUCAGAUGUCCGUGCUCCUCCAUGUGCUCCAGAUCAGGCGUUACUCUCAGGGUGGCAGUGCCAGGCCAGCAGGUGCCCUUGGCACAGGGGUGGUGCUGGCCAGAGCCUCCAGCAGGCAGCAAGCUGGGGACUGGUUUCUGCUGCUGGAACAUGAGACACCAUUGCCUGUGUGGCUGACAAGCCACAUGCUGAAAUUCUCUCCUCCAAUUCAGAGAAGAGCAUAAUUUUGAUCAUUAUCAUUAUCCUGAUCACUAACUUAAUUCUGAUCAUUAACUUUUUUUGGUGCAUUCUGAUUUUUUUUUUACUUUUUUUUUUUCCCUUGGACAGGUGACUUGCACUGCCAGUCAGGUUACAGCUUCUUGUAGUGUUGGCAACCCCAGAGUUGGCAACCAAAGUGUACAUAGGACUAUUUAUACCAACUUUUUUUAUUCUGGCCAUUUUAUAUUGGACUGAGCUCAGUUCUAGCAUUUGUUAUAUGACUUUUACUGAUCUUCCUUAUGUGUAGUAAGUUAUCAGCCAUGUUUUAACUAAAGUAAAUUGCAAAGGACAAUUUUUACCAAAGUACUUGUUUUGGUAAAAAGAAUUUAUAUAAAUCAGUGUGUGCUCUGACACACUAAUAACCUUGGUGACUUUACUGAUGAAAGAAGUAAACAUUUAUAAUUAGGGGACAGAGGAAAUUUUAAGAACAAAUGGUAUGAUU
This is a messenger RNA of Ficedula albicollis (Collared flycatcher), 4666 nucleotides long. RefSeq names its product pecanex homolog 4 (Drosophila) (gene PCNX4). NCBI's taxonomy places the organism in Eukaryota, Metazoa, Chordata, Aves, Passeriformes, Muscicapidae. The coding region runs from base 357 to 3908 and encodes 1183 amino acids. Gene Ontology annotation, cellular component: membrane. The record is from RefSeq and is a predicted model, not a curated record. The transcript has 12 exons.